Molecule: messenger RNA, 642 nt
Organism: Coffea eugenioides
Lineage: Eukaryota; Viridiplantae; Streptophyta; Magnoliopsida; Gentianales; Rubiaceae
Product: vetispiradiene synthase 2-like
Exons: 3
Coding region: 1-642 (213 amino acids)
Molecular function (GO): terpene synthase activity; magnesium ion binding
Source: RefSeq, a predicted model, not a curated record
AUGACGACCAACUUGUGUCAGUCAAGGUGGUUUCUCAGGAAAGAAUUGCCAUCUUUUGCUGAUUACAUUAGCAAUGGUGCGAUCACAAUCGGAGUCUAUCUUACAGCAUCGGCAGCUUUCUUGGACAUGGAUAAUGCUUCAGAGGAUGUUAUCAACUGGAUGUCAACCAUGCCAAAACUUAUGUUUGCUUGCUCCACACAUGCCCGAUUGAUUAAUGAUUUUGGCGGUCACAAGUCCUAUAAUUCUUACAUCGGCACUGCAACUCCUCAUUCCAAUUCUUACACGAUCACUGCAACACCACAGAAUAUGCACAUUGAUCGAGACUUCUAUGUGCUUUGGGCAGUUGACCUAUUCGACAAAGAAAGGGGCAGUGGCACAGCGCUUGAAUGCUACAUGAAGGACUAUAAUGUAUCAGAGGAAGAGGCAGCCAAGAAGAUUCGAGAGAUGUGCGAGGAUAUUUGGAAGGUUAUGAACGAGGAAUGCUUGAGGCCUACUCCCAUUCCUAGGGAUAUUCUCAAAAUGCUUCUCAAUAUCGUACGAGUAGGUGAAACGACUAACAAGCACCGUAUAGAUGGAUUCACUCAGCCGCAUGCCAUUGAAGAAUUUAUAAGGGCAAUGCUUGUGGAUUUCAUGUCUGUUUGA